AAGGGAGGCAGGGAAGGGGUUCUAGGCCCAGGCGAGAUGCGAGAACCCGCCCUUGGCCGGGUGUGGGGUCCGCAACCUUGUUCACCGGUUGGACGCAUCCGCGAGCCCGGGCCGGGCGCGGCUGGGGUGUAAACCCUCCGUCGCUCGGAAGCUGGCGGCGCCCACCAGGACCUACCCCCGAGCGCUUAUAAAGGCGCCCUUUGUCUGGUUGUCGCAUCGUAUAUUACGGAUUGUGUUGGGCACUGUUAAGAAAAAUGAGAAUUGCUGCAGAUUAUGAAACGUUGACUGGUUUCGUCCCUGAAAAAAGAGGGAGUCAUACCACAAUGCAGCUUCGAAGAAAUGAUGUCUUGUGUGGAGAUUCUCCACCAGCUAGCUUGGUCUUAGCAGUUGUGACUGUUCGCAUUUUAAGUUGCUUAGUAUUCAGUGUCACGUUUCACGCCUAGCUAUCUGUGAUCAGAAUUAGAAUACUAGAUCGUUGGGAACCCUGGACAUUUUGUCCAGUGAAGGAAAAACGGACACUUAGCCUACUUGGGCUAGUAAAUUUGUCAGAGAUGAUGAGACAGCAUACUAAGUGCUUUAUUUUUUUACACUUCAUUUUGUCAUCUGUGUUUGCCGCAAACAUUUCUGCCAGUUACAAGAGUGAUGAGAGUAUGGGAGGCAUCUGAAUUUAUAAGAACAUUGAGAAUAAAAUCUGUGGGAAAGAAAAUUUUUGUGAAUUGAAAAUAUCAGCUACAAAAGACCCCACAGCAGUAGAAAGAGCAAACUUGUUAAACAUGGCUAAACUCAGUAUCAAAGGACUCAUUGAAUCUGCUCUAAGCUUUGGCCGCACUUUGGAUUCUGAUUAUCCCCCCUUGCAGCAGUUCUUCGUGGUUAUGGAACAUUGUCUGAAACAUGGUCUUAAAGUAAGAAAAUCGUUUUUGAGUUAUAACAAAACUAUCUGGGGCCCUUUGGAGCUGGUGGAGAAGCUGUACCCAGAAGCAGAGGAAAUAGGAGCUAGUGUCCGGGAUUUACCUGGUCUUAAGACCCCCCUGGGUCGUGCAAGAGCGUGGCUUCGAUUAGCCCUCAUGCAAAAAAAAAUGGCUGAUUACCUGCGUUGCUUAAUUAUUCAAAGGGAUCUCUUGAGUGAAUUCUAUGAGUAUCAUGCACUAAUGAUGGAAGAAGAAGGAGCAGUAAUCGUUGGGCUGCUGGUUGGCCUGAAUGUGAUAGAUGCUAAUCUGUGUGUAAAGGGAGAAGAUUUAGACUCACAAGUUGGAGUGAUUGAUUUUUCCAUGUAUUUAAAGAAUGAAGAAGAUAUUGGAAAUAAGGAAAGGAAUGUUCAAAUCGCUGCAAUAUUAGACCAGAAGAAUUACGUUGAAGAAUUAAAUAGACAACUGAACAGUACAGUCAGCAGUCUCCAUUCAAGAGUUGACUCAUUAGAAAAGUCAAAUACUAAGCUGAUUGAAGAGUUAGCAAUAGCAAAGAAUAAUAUCAUUAAACUCCAAGAAGAAAAUCAUCAAUUACGAAGUGAAAAUAAAUUGAUUUUAAUGAAAACACAGCAGCACCUAGAAGUUACCAAAGUAGAUGUGGAAACUGAGCUUCAAACAUAUAAGCAUUCUAGGCAGGGGCUGGAUGAAAUGUACAAUGAAGCCAGAAGGCAGCUUCGAGAUGAAUCUCAGUUAAGACAAGAUGUGGAGAAUGAGCUAGCGGUACAAGUUAGUAUGAAACAUGAGAUUGAACUUGCCAUGAAGUUGUUGGAGAAAGAUAUCCAUGAGAAACAAGACACUUUGAUAGGCCUUCGACAACAACUUGAGGAAGUUAAAGCAAUUAACAUAGAGAUGUAUCAAAAGUUGCAGGGUUCUGAAGAUGAUUUGAAAGAAAAAAAUGAAAUAAUUGCCCGACUAGAAGAAAAAACCAAUAAAAUUACUGCAACCAUGAGGCAGCUGGAACAAAGAUUGCAGCAAGCAGAGAAGGCGCAAAUGGACACUGAAGAUGAGGACAAGAAAUAUCUACAGGAAUGUCAGAGUAAAUUCGACAGUCUGCAGAAACAAAUCUCCCAAAAGGAGAAACAGCUGGUGCAACUGGAAACUGAUCUGAAGAUUGAGAAGGAAUGGAGGCAGACUUUGCAGGAAGAUCUUCAAAAGGAGAAAGACACCUUAUCUCACCUUAGAAAUGAGACCCAACAAAUCAUUAUUCUUAAAAAAGAGUUCCUUAACCUCCAGGAUGAAAAUCAGCAGUUGAAAAAAAUAUAUCACGAACAGGAGCAAGCUCUUCAAGAACUUGGCAACAAACUUAGCGAAUCAAAACUUAAAAUAGAAGAUAUAAAAGAAGCCAACAAAGCAUUGCAGGGACUGGUUUGGUUGAAAGACAAAGAAGCAACACACUGUAAACUUUGUGAAAAGGAAUUCUCACUCUCUAAGAGAAAGCAACAAGAAGGAAAGCAGGCUACCAGCAAUUUUGAGAGCUUGCAGAAACAGCUUGCAAGGAAAAUGAAGCUCCCUAUUUUCAUAGCAGACGCAUUCACAGCAAAAGCAUUUUGUGGGAAUCCUGCUGCUGUUUGCCUCCUAGAAAAUAAAUUGGAUGAAGACAUGCAUCAAAAAAUUGCAAAGGAAAUGAACCUCUCUGAAACUGCUUUUAUCCGAAAACUACAUCCAACUGACAACUUUACACAAAGUUCCUGCUUUGGAUUAAGGUGGUUUACGCCAGUGAGUGAGGUUCCUCUCUGUGGACAUGCUACCCUGGCUUCUGCAGCUGUGCUGUUUCACAAAAUACAAAACGUGAAUAGCAUUCUAACCUUUGUCACUCUGAGUGGGGAACUAAAGGCCAGAAGAGAAGAGGAUGGUAUCGUCCUGGACCUGCCUUUUUAUCCAGCCCAUCCCCAGGACUUCCAUGAAGUGGAAGACUUGAUAAAGACUGCCAUAGGUGACACCCUGGUUCAGGACAUCCGCUAUUCCCCAGACACCCAAAAGCUCCUCGUCCGGCUCAGUGAUACUUACAACAGGUCAUUUCUGGAGAGCCUGAAAGUGAACACACAGAAUCUACUGCAAGUGGAAAACACGGGGAAGGUGAAAGGACUCAUUCUCACCCUCAAGGGAGAGCCUGAUGGGCAGACUCAAGCAUUUGACUUUUACUCCAGAUAUUUUGCUCCGUGGGUCGGUGUGGCUGAAGAUCCCGUAACAGGGUCUGCACAUACUGUUCUCAGCAGCUACUGGUCCCAGCAACUGGGAAAGAAAGACUUGCACGCCUUUCAGUGUUCCAGCCGAGGCGGAGAAUUGAAGAUUUCCCUGCGUCCUCAUGGACGAGUUGACAUCAAGGGAGGCGCUGCUCUUGUUUUAGAGGGCACGCUGACGGCCUAGAUGUGCUUGUGCAGCAAUGCUGCAGUCUUGAAUUACUAAGUAUUUUCUGUGUAAAAAGAAAUGUAAGGGGCUGCCUUGAAUAAGCUUGCAUAGUAGUCCACUUAAUCCUCACCUUAGAAACAGAACAAUGAAGACAUAUUAAUGGAGAUUUAAUAAUGCUUCCUGACUAAUUAACUAAUGGAGUUUUGGCUCUACCUGUGAGUAUAUUUGAAUUGUAAGUAACCAAUAACAAAGAAUAAUGUCACCUUUGAUUAUGACCACCAAGCACAGAAUGAGGAACCAAUUUAUGAGGAGUAAGAUCAAACCAUUUAAACUUAGGUGUGAGUACCUGAUCAACUAUUUCUCAGCCAUUGAAAAGACACCAAUAACUAUGAGGAAAUAUAGAAAAAUAUUUCAUGAUAUAACACCAAGAAAGAAAAUCACAGUAGACUAUAAAAUGUUAGCAAUGUCUGUGGAGAAUACAAAUUUAUAUGGACAAAGAUGGAUCAUGAAGGUAGAAAAGUGAAGAGCUCAUGUGUAGGGGUUAGGAUUGGAGUAAUUUUAAUGUACCUAAAAAAUUAUUUCCUUUAUUGGAACACACUCAUGGUUAAUAGUAAUAAAUUAGGACAUGUAAACUAAAAAGCCCAGAAAUGUUAAAAAAAUAUAUGUGUGAUAGAGUGGUAGUAAAAUUAAAC
This is a messenger RNA of Hippopotamus amphibius kiboko, 4006 nucleotides long. It is a transcript of the gene RUFY2, whose product is annotated as RUN and FYVE domain containing 2. The transcript has 26 exons. Bases 774 to 3332 code for a protein of 852 amino acids. Gene Ontology annotation, biological process: biosynthetic process. The record is from RefSeq and is a predicted model, not a curated record. Gene Ontology annotation, cellular component: cytoplasm. Gene Ontology annotation, molecular function: metal ion binding; isomerase activity. NCBI's taxonomy places the organism in Eukaryota, Metazoa, Chordata, Mammalia, Artiodactyla, Hippopotamidae.